Messenger RNA from Nematolebias whitei (Rio pearlfish), 605 nucleotides. It is a transcript of the gene pop5, whose product is annotated as POP5 homolog, ribonuclease P/MRP subunit. NCBI's taxonomy places the organism in Eukaryota, Metazoa, Chordata, Actinopteri, Cyprinodontiformes, Rivulidae. Gene Ontology annotation, cellular component: ribonuclease P complex. The coding region runs from base 22 to 525 and encodes 167 amino acids. Gene Ontology annotation, biological process: tRNA 5'-leader removal. The transcript has 5 exons. The record is from RefSeq and is a predicted model, not a curated record. Gene Ontology annotation, molecular function: ribonuclease P RNA binding.
GGAAGUUCCCACGAAGUAGAGAUGGUACGGGUGAAGUCAAGAUAUUUGCUGUGCGAGGUGAAUGUGAGUAACAGGAGCGACCUGCUGCUCCUGGAUGACUGGGCAGUUAAUGGGGCGGUGAGGGCAGCGGUGGCCUGCAUGUACGGAGACUAUGGAGCAGCUCUCUGCAGCAUCCGAUUCUACGUUAAAUACCUCAACGCACACACUGGAAUAGUAUUUCUACGUUUCCCCAAAAGAUGCUACAAACUCCUCUGGUCUGCUUUACCUUUCAUCACCAGCAUUGAAACGCGACGGCAAACAAUUCCAUGUUUUCUAAACUGUUUGCACGUGGGAGGGACUAUUAGAACCUGUCAGAAGUUUUUGGUUCGAUACAACACCCAACAGCUUCGUCGAAUGCUCCCUAAAUGUAAAAAUGAAGAAGAAAAGCAGCAAGUCCGUCAAGCAAUCCUGAGCUGCUGUUUACCAGGUGGAAAUAAGGAGGAAUUUGAAGAGGAUGUGGAGAGUGAGGAAGAUGAGGAACAGUGACUUCACAAUGCUGUUUUUUUUUUGUUGUUGUUCGAAUGCCUGAAUGAUGUUGUUUUUGUUACAAGACUGAACCCCCUGCC